Messenger RNA from Octodon degus (degu), 5860 nucleotides. It is a transcript of the gene Crim1, whose product is annotated as cysteine rich transmembrane BMP regulator 1. The coding region runs from base 476 to 3586 and encodes 1036 amino acids. The transcript is spliced from 17 exons. The record is from RefSeq and is a predicted model, not a curated record. Lineage: Eukaryota; Metazoa; Chordata; Mammalia; Rodentia; Octodontidae. Gene Ontology annotation, molecular function: serine-type endopeptidase inhibitor activity; protein binding. Gene Ontology annotation, cellular component: extracellular region.
ACAAGCGCCCGGAGGACCGGCGCGGGAGUGGGGCGAGCGGGCGCGCGGAGCGGACACCGCGGACCUUGUGCUGCGCCACCGCGCCCACUCGGCGGCUCGGAGGCGGGGACCGGCCCGGACGCUGCGCCGCCGCAGGCGGCCGACGGGAAGGAGGAGGCGCCGCCGGCCCGGGCAGGAGCCGAGCGCAGCCGCCGCCACCGCCAGAAGUUUUGGGCUGAGCCGGAGCUGCCGGGAGGAAACUUUUUUUUUCUUUUUUCCCCCUCCCUCCCGGGAGGAGGAGGUGAAGAAGGAGGAGGGGACGCCACCGCUGCCGCCGGCGCCAACGCUCGCGGGCUCGGGGUCGCCGCGGCCCGCAGAGGGGGCGGGGGCCUCGCCCCGCAGGGGAGGCGCGCCCGGGGGCCCCGAGGGAAAGCGGGCACCGCGGGCUGCGGGCCCCGCUCCCGGCCCGGCUGCGAGGAGCCGGCGGCGCAGGAGGAUGUACUUGGUGGCGGGGGGCAGGGGGCUGGCCGGCUGCGGGCACCUCCCGGUCUCGCUGCUGGGGCUGCUGCUGCUCCUGGCGCGCUCCGGCACCCGGGCGCUGGUCUGCCUGCCCUGCGACGAGUCCAAGUGCGAGGAGCCCCGGAGCUGCCCGGGGAGCAUCGUGCAGGGCGUCUGCGGCUGCUGCUACAUGUGCGCCCGCCAGAGGAACGAGAGCUGCGGCGGCGCCUACGGGCUGCACGGAGCCUGCGACCGGGGGCUGCGCUGUGUCAUCCGGCCCCCGCUGCACGGCGACUCCAUCACCGAGUAUGAAGUGGGCGUCUGCGAAGAUGAGAACUGGGAUGAUGACCAGCUGCUUGGUUUCGAACCAUGCAAUGAAAACCUUAUCUCUGGCUGCAAUAUAAUUAAUGGGAAAUGUGAGUGUGACACCAUUCGAACCUGCAACAAUCCCUUUGAGUUUCCAAGGAAGGAUAUGUGCCUUUCAGCUUUAAAGAGGAUUGAAGAAGAGAAGCCAGAUUGCUCCAAGGCCCGCUGUGAAGUGCAGUUCUCUCCACGUUGUCCUGAAGAUUCUGUUCUGAUCGAGGGUUAUGCUCCUCCCGGGGAGUGCUGCCCCUUACCCAGCCGCUGCGUGUGUGACCCUGCGGGCUGUCUUCGCAAAGUCUGCCAGCCGGGAUACCUGAACAUACUAGUGUCCAAAGCCUCAGGGAAGCCGGGAGAGUGCUGUGACCUCUAUGAGUGCAAACCAGUCUUCAGUGUGGACUGCAGCACUGUGGAGUGCCCCUCGGUCCAGCAGACUGUGUGCCCCCUGGACAGCUACGAAACUCAAGUGCGACUCACAGCGGAUGGCUGCUGUACCCUGCCUGCAAGAUGCGAGUGUCUCUCUGGCUUAUGUGGUUUCCCCGUGUGUGAGGUGGGAUCCACUCCCCGCAUAGUCUCUCGUGGAGAUGGGACACCCGGAAAGUGCUGUGAUGUCUUUGAAUGUGUUAAUGAAACAAAGCCAGCCUGCAUAUUCAACAAUGUGGAGUAUUACGAUGGCGACAUGUUUCGAAUGGACAACUGCCGGUUCUGUCGUUGCCAAGGAGGCGUUUCCAUCUGCUUCACUGCCCAGUGUGGGGAGCUGAGCUGUGAGAGAUACUACGUGCCUGAAGGGGAGUGCUGCCCUGUGUGUGAAGAUCCGGUGUAUCCUUUCAACAACCCUGCUGGCUGCUAUGCCAAUGGCCAGAUCCGAGCCCAUGGAGACCGGUGGCGGGAAGACGACUGCACCUUCUGCCAGUGCAUCAGCGGCGAGCCGCACUGUGUGGCCACAGCCUGCGGGCAGAGUUGCGUGCGCCCCGUGAAGGUGCCCGGGGAGUGCUGCCCUGUGUGUGAAGAACCGACCUACAUUACAAUUGAUCCGCCUGCAUGUGGGGAGUUAUCAAACUGCACUCUGACCGAGAAGGACUGCGUUUAUGGUUUCAAGCUUGAUCACAAUGGUUGCCGCACUUGUCAGUGUAAAAACAGGGAGGAGCUGUGCUUGAGCCUUAAACAAGGCUGCACCUUGGACUGUCCCUCCGGUUUCCUGACUGAUGCCCACCACUGUGAGAUCUGUCAGUGCCGCCCGCGGCCCAGGAAGUGCAGGCCCAUCGUCUGUGACAAGCACUGUCCGCUAGGAUACCUGAAGAAUAAGCACGGCUGUGACAUCUGUCGCUGUAAGAAAUGUCCAGAGCUCCCCUGCAGUAAAAUCUGCCCCUUGGGCUUCCAGCAAGAUAGUCAUGGCUGUCUUAUCUGCAGAUGCAGAGAGGUCCCUGCUUCAGCCGGGCCGCCUGUCCUGUCAGGCACAUGCCUGUCCAUGGAUGGCCAUCAUCAUAAAAAUGAGGAAAGCUGGCAUGACGGGUGCCGGGAAUGCUACUGUCACCAUGGACGGGAAAUGUGUGCCCUGAUCACCUGCCCAGUGCCUGCCUGUGGCAACCCCACCAUUCGUCCUGGACAGUGCUGCCCGUCAUGUGCAGAUGACUUUGUGGUCCAGAAGCCAGAGCUCAGCACUCCUUCCAUUUGCCACGCACCUGGCGGACAGUACUUUGUGGAAGGAGAGACGUGGAACAUUGACUCCUGCACGCAGUGCACGUGCCACAGUGGCCGGGUGCUGUGUGAGACCGAGGUGUGCCCGCCGCUGCUCUGCCAGAACCCAGCACGCACCCAGGAUUCCUGCUGCCCACAGUGCACAGACGAACCUCUUCAGCCUUCCUCGUCCCACAACGAGAGCGUGCCUGGCUACUGCAGAAAUGAUGAAGGGGACAUAUUCCUGGCGGCCGAGUCCUGGAAGCCCGAUGUUUGUACCAGCUGCGUAUGCAUGGAUAGCGUGAUUAGCUGUUACUCGGAGUCUUGCCCAUCUGUGUCCUGUGAAAGACCUGUCCUCAGAAAAGGCCAGUGUUGUCCCUACUGCCUAGAGGACACAAUUCCCAAGAAAGCAGUAUGUCACUUCGGUGGGAAGGCCUAUGCCGAUGAAGAACGCUGGGACAUCGACAGCUGCACACACUGCUAUUGCCUGCAGGGCCAGACCCUCUGCUCGACCGUCAGCUGCCCACCUCUGCCCUGCGUGGAACCCAUCAAUGUGGAGGGCAGUUGCUGCCCGAUGUGCCCAGAAAUGUAUGUUCCAGAGCCAACUAACAUACCCAUUGAGAAGAAGAAUUACCACGGAGAGAUUGACCUCGAGGUCCCCGUGUGGCCCACACCUAGUGAAAAUGACAUCAUCCAUCUCCCUAGAGAUAUGGGUCACCUCCAGGUAGAUUACAGAGACAGCCACAGGCCGCACCCUGGCGAGGACUCGUCCCUCGACUCUGUUGUCUCCGUUGUGGUGCCCACCGUGAUUUGCCUCUCCAUAAUCGCGUUCCUGUUCAUCAAUCAGAAGAAACAGUGGAUACCACUGCUCUGCUGGUAUCGGACGCCGACCAAGCCUUCUUCCUUGAAUAACCAGUUGGUAUCUGUGGACUGCAAGAAAGGAACCCAUGUCCAGGUAGACAGUUCCCAGAGAAUGCUAAGAAUUGCUGAACCCGAUGCAAGAUUCAGCGGCUUCUACAGCAUGCAAAAACAGAAUCAUCUACAGGCAGACAAUUUCUACCAAACUGUGUGAAGAAAGUCAACAUGGUUGAGGUUUUAAAAGACAGAAAUCAACAAAUCUGCUUUUAAACUAGGACUUGUGCACUUGCUUAGUGGAUUGGAUUGGGUUGUGACUCAAUGUACAGCGCUAAGAACUGACUGGGAUGGGCUCUGCCUGCAGCAGUGUGCAGGACAAGCAUUCCCACUUCUCCUCAAGGUAACUGACCAAGUGUUUCUUAGAACCAAAGUUUUUAAAGUUGCUAAGGUUUAUGUGCUUGUAAUAUAGCUGUAGAGAUUCUUGGGGGUGGGGACAGUGAGUUUGGUUGGGGAAAUGGGUGGGGGGUGUUGGGAAGAAAAAUUGGUCAGCUUGGCUCGAGGAGAAACCCGGUAGAACAGAAGCAGCUCAGUGGCCCACAGAGGCAUUGUUCCUGUUGCCCUGAAGACUGCAGUUGCUACAAAGCCCAGGCCAGAAUGAGCAGGAAACAGAAAAGGCCUUGCGACCCAGCUGCCAUAACCACCUUAGCACCACCAGACGAGUGCGUCAAACUCUUGAUAGCCAUCCCAGGUCUAAAGCCACAGGUCUCUUUUCUAUAGUCACAGCUGCAGUAGGCAGUGAGCGAGCCAGGGAAAUGCGAGCUAGCAACAUGGCUCUGAAGCGGGUUACUGAGGAUAUAUACAGUUAGACUUUUUUGCUGCUUUUGUUUUCUUCCAAGCCAAUCAGCCAGUUCCUAGGAGACAGCAAAUGAACGAGACCUAAGUCAUUUCUUGGUGUGAGCACUGGAGCUUUUCUUACAGCAGCGUGGCAGGAAGGAGGAGCGGGUACAGGACACCAGGCAUUUCCAGGGGCUAAACCUCAUUGUUCGUUGUUGCUUUGUUCUGUUCUGUUGUUGGUUGUUCAUAGUUCUUGUCAAAGCUCUAGCUUAAGAAACUUUUUUUAAAAAAGACUAUUUGGGGAUUUUUUUUUCCUUAUUAUAGAAUGAUUCUACAAAAUAGAAACUACUUCAUUUUAAUUGUAUAUUAUUCAAGCACCUUUGUUGAAGCUCAAAAAAAUUAUGCCUCUUUAAACUAGCAAUUAUAGGAAUAUUUAUGUAACUAUCUUAAGCUUCAAAAAACAAAAGUAUUUGUGUGCAUGUGUAUAUAAUAUAUAUAUGCUGCAUAUAUAUUUAUACACAUACAAUUUAUGUUUUCCUGUUGAAUGUAUUUUUAUGAGAUUUUAACCAGAACAAAGGCAGAUUAAACAGGCAUUCCAUAUUAAUGCUUUUGAUCACUUACAGAUGUUUUUUGAGUAACACAAAAAUCUCAUUCUACCUGCAGUUUAAUUGGGAAGAUGUUUGUGUGAGUGUGAGUGUGUGUGUGCGCGCACCUUGAGCAGCCAGCAUCACACCUGCUGUGGAGAAGAUACUCCUUUAUUGCAGUCUUCUUCAUUCGGAUUUGCUUUCAGUUGGUUUUCAAUUUGCUCACCAGCCAGAGAUAUUGAUGGCAGUUUUUACCUGCGUCACUAAUCAGCUCCUGGAUUUUUUUUUUUUCUUUUCAAACAACUGUUUGAAACAACUACUGGAAUAUUGUCCACAAUAAGCGGGAAGCUUGUUGUAGUUUGCCUCAGAUAGGACUGUAUACUACGGUGUUAACUUUUCAAACAGCUCUUAGCACUUUUAUACUAAUGACCCAUUUGUGCAUUGAUUUUUCUUUUAAAAAUGCUUGUUGUAAAAGACACAGAUACCCAGUAUGCUUAAUGUGAAAAGAAAAUGUGUUCUGUUUUGUAAAGGAACUUUCAAGUAUUGUUGUAAAUACUUGGACAGAGGUUGCUGAACUUUAAAAAAAAUUAAUUUAUUAUUAUAAUGACCUAAUUUAUUAAUCUGAAGAUUAACCAUUUUUUUGUCUUAGAAUAUCAAAAAGAAAAAUGAAAAAAAGGUGUUGUAGCUGUUUGCAUCAGAGGAACAAAAAGAUUUAUUAACUAGGGGCAAUAUUUUUGUUUCCAAAAUAAAUUUGUUAAUAAUAUGUUACCAAAAUAGAUUUCUAUCAGUCUGAUUAGUAUAAAAUUUUGUUGACAAUUAAUCCAUUCCUGGCACAAAAAGUCUUUAUCCAAAAAAAUUGUAAAUGCUUGCUUUUUGUUUUUUCAAUCAUGGCCAUAUGAAAAUACUAACAGGAUAUAGGACAAGGUGUAAAUUUUUCUAUUAUUUUAAAGAUAUGAUUUAUCCUGAGUGCUGUAUCUAUUACUCUUUUACUUUGGUUCCUGUUGUGCUCUUGUAAAACAAAAACAAAUAUAAUUUCCUGAAGAAUAAAAUAGAUAUAUGGCACUUGGAGUGCA